Messenger RNA from Aedes albopictus (Asian tiger mosquito), 4004 nucleotides. Its product is annotated as tetratricopeptide repeat protein 14 homolog. Gene Ontology annotation, molecular function: protein binding. The record is from RefSeq and is a predicted model, not a curated record. The coding region runs from base 442 to 3840 and encodes 1132 amino acids. The transcript is spliced from 11 exons. NCBI's taxonomy places the organism in Eukaryota, Metazoa, Arthropoda, Insecta, Diptera, Culicidae.
UAUUUUAAUUCGAGCUAACUUUUACAGCGUUCGCCCUCGGGUCUGAAAUUGAAAGAAAGAGUGCUUUGCGGUCGGCCAUCUUUAGAUGAUCGUGUUUCUAGAUAACAGUUUCGUUUCGUAAAAUAUCGGUCCGUUUUUUAGCUACUUCCGCUUUACAAUAGUUCACAACAUUUGAAUACUGUUUGGAAAGAAAUCCCUGCAUCCGCCUGUUGUAAUGGAAAUUCAAAUUUUCAAAGCCCGUGGGGAGGCACUUUUGGAUGGUCGCGAACAGCCUAAAUCGAUAUUUUGAACGAUGGCGACAAGUUUGAUGUUGGUUUCCUUGGAGAUAUCUGCACGUUGCAUGUUGUAGAAUGUUUACGUUUAUAGUGUUGCAAGUUUGAUAACAAACCUUGUAUGAUUUAAACAUAAGAAAGAGCACAAUCUUAUUCAGACUCGCGAGAAAUGUCCUCGCUGAAGCUGGAUCCCGAGCUGGUGGAGAAGGCAAUCGGAUUCCAUGGAUUGCCGUUGCAAAAAAUAUGGGAAGGAGAACGCGGCGAAGCCGAUCUGAGCCGCAUCGGUGUAACCAAUCCGGACUAUUCCGUGUACCAGUCUCGGCAAAAGACGCUCACCUUCCACGAUCGCGCCAAGAGAUUCAAGAUGCAUCAGUUUAUUUCGAAGAAAGCGGAUUUUUUGUAUGAUAGUGCAUUAACACAGCAGCCAGCAAGAGGUCGAAACGAGAAACGGCACCCGGGAGAUUUCCAGCAGUGUGAAAAAUUUUGGAUUCCACCGAUUGACGCUUUCAUGGACGUCGAGACGAGUGAUAAAGUCAAUCAUUUUCUGCAGACUGCGAGACCCGGCGACGUUGUGUAUGGCAUAGUGGCUAAUAAGACUGCCCAGGGAGUUAUUUUCAAAGUGUUACUCUCAAUGGGAAAUACCUGUUGUUUCAUAAAUACCAGCUCAAUUAAGGCCUAUGUCUCAACCAACUAUCUGGUACCGGUGUACGACCGAUCUGGAGUUCCUCGCAACUUUGCAACCAGCGAUCUGAUAUGUUGUGAAGUAGCUGCUGCUCAACCGGACUCAAGAAAACUGAUCUGUACCAUGCAACGUACGAUGCUGAGUCGCUCGCCCACUACUAUCAACUAUGGACUCAUAUCUUCCGAAGAUCUUCCCCAAGCAUACAACCUUGCAGCCACAAAGGAGCUCCUACCGUACGAGGACUAUCUAACCCGAUCGGCGUCUUUCAAUGACCCCCAGGCCAUUGGAAGUUUGAUGCAAGAACUGGGCCUCAGCGGAAACGAAUUCUACACCAACAUGUCGAGUCUGAAGGGAAAGUUUCCUCAGCAGGAAUAUGCAGGCGAGCUGCGAAAUUCACAAGCAAGCAAGUGGGCAUUCAGAUCUGUGGCAGAGGGUAUUGAACACUUCAAGGAGGGCCGCCACAGCGAAGCGUUUCAGUGUCUGAACAAGGCACUCAGCAUUGAUCCGCGCAACAUCGAGGGAUUGGUGGCACGCGGGGCGCUGUACGCCAACAGUGGUUCCUUUAAGAAGGCGGUGGACGACUUCGAGAUGGCGCUGAAGAUCAAUUCGUCCCAUGCCAACGCUCGCAAGUAUAUGGGCGAAACGUUGGUGGCAUUGGGACGAAGCUACGAGGAGGAGAGCCGUUUCGACGAGGCCAAAAAAGCCUACCAGGACUGCUUGAACAUUAUUCCGCACCACGAGGAGGCGCAAAAUUCGUUGGAUUUCCUCAAAACCAAGACGUUCAACAAACAGAUUGUGGCUCCGAAUGAGCUUGAAUUGCCCGCUUUGAAUAUCCCCAAAUCAUUGACCCACCACGAUCGCCACAAGCAAGAAGCGGACACAUCCGGUGUCAGUGGCUCCAAGCGCGACGGAUCCGAAUCUCGCAAGGACAAGAAGGGUGCCAAAAAGCAGGACAAAAAGAAACGCCAUAAGAAACACCACAGCAGUUCCAGCGAUUCGAGCUCGAACAGUUCCGAUUCUAGCGAUUCCAGCUCGGACUCGGACAGCAGCAGCAGCGACUCGUCGUCAAGCUCUGAUUCUUCGCGCUCAUCGAGGCCCAAGAAGCGUAGCAAACGCAGCAAGAAUGAAAAGAAGCCAAAAUCACUGUCUCCGCUCAGCAAGCGCAUGUCGGCUGGGAUGGGCAACGAAGGCCGUGCAAUGGACGCCCCAUUUUCUUUCGGCAAUCAACCUACGCACAGUCAUCCGCCAGCCGGGGCGGAUGAUUAUGAAUUAAAGGUUCGAAAGUUUUUGGACAUGCCCCGCGAUGAGGACAACUAUGAAGAAAAGGUUCGUCGCUUCGUAGCAGAAGCAUCCAAGUAUCAGAAGGAGCGAAAGGCACAAGAGGAAAAAACAAAGAAGAAAAAGAAGAAGGAAGAGAAAAAAGCUAAAAAGGAAAGCAAGAAAAAACGUAAAUCCGAAGAAAAAAAGAAAUCUAAGAAAAAGGAUAAAGAUGACGAUGUGCUGAACAACGACAAACUGAAGGAAGCAUUAAAAAUUUUUGAAAAUUUUCCCGUUUUGGAUGAGCUUGGCACAAAACUGUCAGAAUACUAUUCAAAGCUUGAAAAUCAAGGAGCAGGUCCUAGCGGUAUGGCAUCGGUUAUGUCUACUUUGCUGACAAAAGGAUCCAAAAAGGACGCCUCAAAACUUGAGAAAGCGGAGGAAACAAAAGUUUCCCAAAAAACACAAGACACGUCAAAAGAACGUUCAGAAAAAGAAACGAAAUGGCGAAUGAUGUUCAACAAAGAUGAGAGGGCGGCCGUUAAAGAGCCAAAAGAGCAAAGCAAAACUUUUGUUCCGAAACAGUACGCAUUUUCGAAUGACUCGGAUGAAGAAUCACUUGGCGUGUUUCAAAUGCAACAACAUCAAGCCCAAUUGCAACAAAAAGCUACCCAGAGGACGUCUCGUUAUGAUGAUGAAAAGAACCGGAGGAGGCCAGCUACUCCAGAGAAACCGAAGCCAGCUGUCUCACAGAUGGCCCCUGUCAAAUCAGGUCCAGUCGUUUUGGACAAAUUUGGUAACUUCAGGCUUGCGAAUGCCGACGAUGCAGCUAAACCUCCGGAGCCAUCGGUUCCGCCGCGUAGAUCCCGUAGUAGAUCUCGUGGUCGUCGUUAUGGUAGCUCAAGUCGGUCACGAUCACAAAGCCAAAGAAGACGUUCUCGUUCGGGCAGUUUCAGGCGCCGUUUCAGCCGUUCAAGGUCACGAUCCUUCAGUCGAUCGCGGUCACGGUCUUACUCGAGAAGCCGUUCACGCUCACGUAGCUUCGAACGACGUCGUUUCGUAGAUCGACGAGGCUAUCGUGGCAGAGGCGGAUUUUAUGAUCGCGGUUUCGGAAAUCGUUACCACCGUGGUGGAUUCAUGCGCCGAGGCGGUUUCAGAGAUUUCCGUGACAACAAUCGUGGAGGUUUUCGUGACCGUCCCUUCCGACACCGUUUCCGAGGAAGAUUCCAGCGGUCUUUUAGUCGUAGCACGAGCAAAUCGCCAGAUCGCAUUCCGGUGAGCCCAAGUGAGCGUCAUCGACGGGACCGCUCACGUGAACAAGACCGAGAUCGUUCACGGGAACGCACCUAUGAACCUAAACGCUCCAAGGAACGCGAACUUCCCAAGCCGAAGGAAAAGAAGGAUGAAAAACCUGCAUCUGAGGAAGCUGGUAACUCGUUUGUGGCUAGCGACAUUGAAGGUCGAUGGGCUGAUAAAAAACAAAGUGAAGAAAGAGAUCCUCCUCCACCAGGAGCAGAGGACACCUCGCUUGAUGACAUAGAAAAAACCCUGGAAAAAGCACGGAAGGAAAAAAAAGAAGAAAUGUUGGAGCGAAAUAAGGACAUCUUGAAGAAAAUUACUGACCCGUAAAAUAACUAUAAUUUUGAGGUUUAGAUAUAUAGUUUGAAUCUAAUCAGACGAAGAAAAAAAAAAUGGUGAACUAAAAAUGCAUAUUCAAACGGAACUCCUUAAUCUAGCAUUCUUGCAAAUGGCAAAAAUAAUCAACAUCAAUAAAAUCAGCUAACCCGAACAAA